GCGGCAAAGCACAACACAGGCAGCCGCCCGAGCACGUGUCGCCGGUCGCGCCUCGCGCGCGCGCGCGCAUGGCAGCCCGGGUGCCCUCCGCCUCCGCCUCCUCCUUCCCGCCGCGCAGCCAUGGCAUGCCCUUGGGCCGGGCGAGGGCGCCGUCGCCAUCGCCGUCUCUUAUGCCGCGGCGUGGCGCGGUGCGGCGACUCCGGCCCGUCUUGGCGCACAACGGCCACGGCGGCGGCGGAGACCCGAGCAGGAUACUCGACCCGCUCGCCACGCCAUCCCAGAUUCUCGGCCUCGACGCCUCGGCCUCCUACUCCGCCGCGGAGCUCAAGGCCGCCUUCCGCGCCCGGGUAAAAGAAUUUCAUCCAGAUGUUUGCAAGGACACAAAGAAUGCAGAUUUAAUAAUGAGAAGAGUUCUUGAGGCCUAUGAGAUAUUAUCUGGUAACCAAGGAAUGAUGAUCAAGAGGAACAAUGUUGACCCAUUUGAUGAACCUGAGUGUGAAGUUUGUGAUAUAUUUGUGAACGAACUUCUUUGCAUUGGCACCGGAUGCCCAUAUUCUUGUGUUAAAAGGGCACCUCAUACAUUUGCAUUUGCAGAUGACACUGGUACAGCACGUGCAAUAUCUCAAGGUCAUGAUAAUGAUUACAAUGUCCAACUUGCUGUCGGGCAAUGCCCAAGAAAGUGUAUAUGCUAUGUCACGCCUUGCCAACGCAUUAUUUUGGAGGAAAUUCUUGCUAGUGUGUUGAUGACUCCAUACGACCUCUCUGAAGCAGCAGUUCUGGAUUCUCUCUUAUCGAAAGCAAUGUUCGAGAAUAACAGGUACAAGAAGCCCAAAAAGGAAACGAAAUCAUCUUCAGAUUAUGUCGACUGGAUAUGAUCCACUUCCACUCUAAAAGCACCGUUAAAUGGUUCAAGAUGUAUUGUUUAUACUGUAAAUAAAUACUCUGUAUUAUUGUAGGGAAACUGUAAGUGCUAGUAGAUGUUUUGUGUAGAAUGUAUGUUCUAAAGUGUGUAGAAUGGAACCACUAUAAAGCACUCAAAAUUUGUGUAGUUUGCUGAUCGGCAUCGCAAAAACAUGCCACAAUUGAAGUACACUCUAAGAAGUUGGUAAUUUUUUGGAGGACAUCACAA
Oryza brachyantha (malo sina) is the source of this 1129-nucleotide messenger RNA. RefSeq lists its product as uncharacterized. The record is from RefSeq and is a predicted model, not a curated record. NCBI's taxonomy places the organism in Eukaryota, Viridiplantae, Streptophyta, Magnoliopsida, Poales, Poaceae. Bases 69 to 875 code for a protein of 268 amino acids. The transcript has 7 exons.